GGCCGGCGCGGGAGGCGGAGGGCGAGGGAGACGGUUGUAGGGCUCGUGCCUGUUCCGGAGCCGAGGAGGCCCGAGGGGCGCGGAGACCCGGGAGGGAGACGGCGGCAGCAUGGCGGCUGGGUGCGAGCCGCCCAGCCCUCCUGUUCCCGGCUGUCGCCGCCGCCGGAGUCGCCGGGACCCGUUAGUCCGCCUGUGUUCGUUGUAAGGCUGCUGCCCGCCGUCAGCCCUCGGGCCCACCGGCCCUCCUCCCUCUCACCGCCGCCGCCAGCCCGAGGGUCGGGCCGGGUCACUCCCACCUGCCGCCCACCAGCCCGCGGGCGGGGCCAUGGAGGACGUGAAGCUGGAGUUCCCCGCGCUGCCGCCGUGCAGAGAAGACGCCGAGGAGUGGACCUACCCUAUGAGACGAGAGAUGCAGGAAAUUUUACCUGGAUUGUUUUUAGGCCCAUAUUCUUCUGCUAUGAAAAGCAAGCUACCUAUACUACAGAAACAUGGAAUAACCCAUAUAAUAUGCAUAAGACAAAAUAUUGAAGCAAACUUUAUUAAACCAAACUUUCAACAGUUAUUUAGGUAUUUGGUGUUGGAUAUUGCAGAUAAUCCAGUUGAAAAUAUAAUACGUUUUUUCCCUGUGACUAAAGAAUUUAUUGAUGGGAGCUUACAAACUGGAGGAAAAGUUCUUGUCCAUGGAAAUGCAGGAAUCUCCAGGAGUGCUGCCUUUGUUAUUGCAUACAUUAUGGAAACAUUUGGAGUGAAGUACAGAGAUGCAUUUGCUUAUGUUCAAGAAAGAAGAUUUUGUAUUAAUCCUAAUGCUGGAUUUGUCCAUCAACUUCAGGAAUAUGAAGCCAUCUAUCUAGCAAAAUUAACAAUACAGAUGAUGUCACCACUCCAGAUAGAAAGAUCAUUAUCUGUUCAUUCUGGUACCACAGGCAGCUUGAAGAGAACACAUGAAGAAGAUGAUGAUUUUGGAAACAUGCAGGCGGCAGCUGCACAGAAUGGCUGACUAAAAAGCAACAU
Molecule: messenger RNA, 1011 nt
Organism: Ceratotherium simum simum (southern white rhinoceros)
Lineage: Eukaryota; Metazoa; Chordata; Mammalia; Perissodactyla; Rhinocerotidae
Gene: STYX
Product: serine/threonine/tyrosine interacting protein
Biological process (GO): protein dephosphorylation; regulation of ERK1 and ERK2 cascade; negative regulation of SCF-dependent proteasomal ubiquitin-dependent catabolic process
Cellular component (GO): nucleoplasm; cytoplasm
Molecular function (GO): F-box domain binding
Source: RefSeq, a predicted model, not a curated record